AUGACCGACGCCGUCACCGACCGUGUCGAGGAGGAGAGUGGCACGACUGUGAAGAGCCAGAACUCGCCAAGCACUGACGUGGACUUUAUGGAAAAGGGGGCAUCGGAGGUCGAGAGCCACUUUGAGUUUGACUUCUAUGAUCCUGGGAAUUGGGGCAUCGUCAUUCAUUGCUGGUGCUUGGGCUUCGUUUCCGGAGGCUUCAACGCCUUCCUCAUGGGCGUGGUUGCAGGCUAUCUGCACGUCCCCAGCGACAUCAUCCGAGGUCUGCAGAACAUGUCCUCGCUUCCGAAUGUCUUGUCAGUCUUCAUGGGUGUCGUGUCGGACUCUCGCCCGAUCUUCGGAUAUCGCCGCAGGCCCUACCUGGUGUUGGGCUGGCUCCUAACCACAACGGCUUACUCCACCAUGGCUUGCAUGGGGCUUCCCGAACCGUACUUCUGUGCGGGACCGGAUGGCGGGUACCUUUAUGAUCGAUUGCCCUGCAACCCGGACUCUGAUUAUUUCUACGUGCCCUUAACACUCUGUCUCUUCUCCGCGAACAUCGGCCUAUUGGUGAGUGGAGCUGCGGGUCGUGGGCUCAUGGUCGAGUAUGCCAAAGCUGAAGACGAGGAGUGCCGCGGCCGAACGCAGACCAUGCUUGAGAUGGUCGGUUUGGUCGGAUCGUUUUCGUCGCUGGUGGUGGCCGGUUUCGGCUUCAAUGGCAAGCUGUUCAACGGCUCCUGGGAUCAGCGCUACCAGCUCGGCUACAGACAGUAUGUCUCCAUUUUCGCAGUGGUCUCCAUGAUU
Symbiodinium necroappetens is the source of this 783-nucleotide messenger RNA. Lineage: Eukaryota; Dinophyceae; Suessiales; Symbiodiniaceae. The record is from the annotation of a GenBank genome assembly.